UUUUACUUGAUUGAUGAAGUUAGAACAAGUCAGUGCUGUCCAGCCUGUGAACGUAGAAGUCUUGAAACGUUUCGGAUGGUCGAUAACCCGCGCCCUCAUAGACGAAGGGCAAAUUCUCUUUUUUUUUGUUCCUGUGACAGAUGUACAAAUCAAAAUUGUAGGGCCAUGAACAAUAACACAAAUAGGAUUGUUCCUCGUCUAUGGAAUCGUGAUAUGGCUGCUUACUUGAACAUGGUUGAUAUUGCUCGUUCACUUCGUGCUGGAAAUGGCCUUCCUCCAAGAUUUUGA
This is a messenger RNA of Mucor mucedo, 288 nucleotides long. RefSeq lists its product as uncharacterized. NCBI's taxonomy places the organism in Eukaryota, Fungi, Mucoromycota, Mucoromycetes, Mucorales, Mucoraceae. The transcript is spliced from 2 exons. The annotation marks the transcript as partial. The record is from RefSeq and is a predicted model, not a curated record.